Messenger RNA from Myotis brandtii (Brandt's bat), 579 nucleotides. Its product is annotated as alanyl-tRNA editing protein Aarsd1-like. The annotation marks the transcript as partial. Gene Ontology annotation, biological process: tRNA aminoacylation; regulation of translational fidelity. The record is from RefSeq and is a predicted model, not a curated record. Gene Ontology annotation, molecular function: Ser-tRNA(Ala) deacylase activity; ATP binding; aminoacyl-tRNA ligase activity. NCBI's taxonomy places the organism in Eukaryota, Metazoa, Chordata, Mammalia, Chiroptera, Vespertilionidae. The transcript has 5 exons.
ACUGUGAACUUUCUUACGUUGUUACUGUUGUCAUUAUCAGCAUCCUGUGGCUCCUCUACUUCUUCUGACAGGGAGUUAGGGCGACUCCGGAGUGUGAUUGAGCUGGAUAGCCCCUCUGUGACUGUAGAGCAAGUAGCUGCCAUUGAGCAGAGCGUCAAUGAAAAAAUCAGAGACCGGCUGCCUGUGAAUGUGCGAGAACUGAGCCUAGAUGAUCCUGAGGUGGAGCAGGUGAGGGGCCGGGGUUUGCCAGAUGACCACGCUGGGCCCAUUCGAGUUGUUACCAUCAAGAAUGUUGAUUCCAACAUGUGCUGUGGGACCCAUGUGAGCAAUCUUAGUGACCUUCAGGUCAUUAAAAUUCUGGGCACUGAGAAGGGGAAAAAGAACAAAACCAACCUGAUAUUUCUGGCUGGGAACCGCGUGCUGAAGUGGAUGGAGAGAAGUUAUGGAACUGAAAAAGCAUUGACCACUCUGCUUAAGUGUGGAGCAGAGGAUCACGUGGAUGCCGUGAAAAAGCUGCAGAACUCCACCAAGCUCCUGCAGAAGAACAACCUGAAUCUGCUGAGAGACCUGGCUGUGCAC